GAAUCAUCGGACGACGAAGAGGUCGUCUUCACAAACAGGCCAGCGCGCGGAAGUAAUAACGCAGCAAGCAACUCAGGCUCUUUUUACUCCGGACAGCAGUGGGGUGGCGCCUAUCAUGGCUACUCCACCGGUUAUGGCCAGACUUCUGCGAGUUCUAGUUUACUGGGGAACAUCAACACGAGGUACGAGCAAGCAGGUGAGCAGAGACGCGAAUACGACUACCAAAAGCUCGGAGAACAGAGCUAUCACGCGAGUACCUCCCACGCCCCCUACGAUCAGCAGAAUUACAGCGAGGAUAACUACUACGUUUCGACGACGUCGGGUAAUUCUGCUGCGCGGGCCAGUGAAAGCGUGGAACAGGCAGGGUAUAGCUACAGAGCCGCGAGCUAUCACAAAUAUCCUUCUGCUUAUGCUUGUAGUUAGUUGUGAAUAGGUAUCCUCGACAAGAAAAAGUUAGUUUUUCUCCCCAUUAAAUUUGAAAUGCUCGUGCGUGGAUAUAUUUCUAGCGGGGGGCGGACAUCAUUUCUUCUGCCGUAGAAUUUAAUAGAUCCACUUUCUGCGUCCGACUCUAAGUCCAUGCUUAUGGGGGCUACACCGGCGCUUACCGUGGGCACGAGGAAGCAGCGGCCGAAGAAGAACAGGCAGCCGAGGAAGAGCCGGCUGAGGAAGAGCCUGUGUCCCUUGGCCGUGGUUUAUUGUCUGCUAGAGUUGGGCAGGAGUCAUUUAAGGUCAUACGUACUUGAUAUAAAUAUGAUUUUACCGCUUUGAAUGCUGGCGUUGAUAUGUUCAGACAAGAAACUCACCUUCACAUUCACGUUACAGAACAAUUGCCAUCAGCACGUAAGCGUACCCGUAGUACCUCACUCUAAGAAGUACCCAAGUGUGGAGGUGAAUUCUCAUCAAUUCAUAGUACUUACAUUUACAAACUCGUAUGAUGUUAUAUCUCGCCGGUGCUGUGGCAAGCACCUCGUGUGAUUACACAGUCGAGGCAUCCUAUCCUAUCGAACAAUAUCUAAACCGGACACACUGUAACUGAUAGGCGUUCAUCUUCUAAUUUUUGUGCGUCAUCCAUGAUAUCUGGCAGUGGAUUCAGCGAUGUUGGAUCAGAGCAUUGGGUAAAGCCGUCCGAUCUUUUUCCCGAUCGCGCAAGAACGUCUACCGAUAUUUUUGGCGAUCGCGCAAUUUCCUUGAGCAGCGCCGAUUCAAUCCAUUCUCGACCACCAAAUGCACGUAAGUAGUUUGAUCGUAGAUUUAGAGACUUAUCAACCGGUGGCUCGGUCUGACCACUUGAGACGCAAUGAUGAUGAUCAACCUAAAAGAUGAAGAUGUAUUGUAGAAGACCCGACUGAAAUAUUAGUAACUAGAUGAAGAGCAAGAGGCAACGGCUUUUUAUGAUACCCCCGCAUUAACCCUCUCUCCCCGCUUGCUGAACUUACCCCCAGAAUGGGUAUACUACUACUCCUGCUACUACUUCUCUUAAACAUAUCUCUCGCAUUUACAUCAUCCUUUUUCUUGCGCUUUUUUCUUAGAGGUUCCUUCUCCAACAAUCUCUUAUAGAUACAUAGACACAUUCAACAGUAAGAUAUAAAUCUGACAACAGCGUUCGGUGAUCCUGGCCGAAAGCGCUACAAGCAGCAGCCGACAGAACAGAACACAUCAGUUGCGGGGACUGAUCGCGAGCAGGACCUUGAGGGCAUGUCCCUUUUCGACGACGACGCGAUUGGAGGGCACUCGAAAUCUUCAAUAAGGCACUGAGUAUUAUUUUUAUUUGCAUUGAAUGAUGCUGCUUCCUAGAUGAGGCUGGUUCACUUUUCUCAAGCAUGAUCAAUCUUCUCCCACUAGUUAAAUUGUCAUCGUCCUCCUCAAAAAUUCUAAAAGGUCGAGGUCCUAACUCAAGUAAGUAGACGAUCCACCUCAUGAUCUGCUUCGAUUGAGAUAGUAUCUUCCUCCGUGUCGCGGUUAUUAACUGCAAGUUCAAGCGAAUAAGAAAAUACUAUCUUUCCAAAAUUUGAUAAAGUGACUAUCCUCAUAUAGACACUUUUGGAACUUUCUUAUUAGUCUGAUUCAUAUUGUUCUUCUGUAACUAACCUCCUCCCAUAGCAGGUCUUUAAUUCCCCUUUGUUUUCUUUUCGAGGUGUGCUGCAAAUCUUGAUUGGCUUUCGCCCUUUGGUGAAGGUUUAGGCCCUGCGGCGCUCAAAGCACUAAGUAAGACAACCGGUUAGUUUUCGCCUCGACUAAAUUAGGUUUAUCCCGAGCAACAAUAUACUAUCUUUCAAAUCAUUAUAUAUACCAUUUUUUAGUGGGUUGAGGAAGAGAAAACACAAAAGGACUCUUCUCUAAGUCUGAGAAAAAGCCUCGGAAAAGACAGCGACGUGAUUUCGCGAGCAAAAAGAACCUCAGUGCGAACCCCUCAAGACUUAAAGAGUCCGAAAAAGAGCCGGAGCGGUAGCGCAAAUCGAAAGGCUCCGCCUCCACCUCCAGCUGCAGCCGUAGGUACUUACUAUUUUUAAAAGAAUGUUGACAUCCGCUGCUUACUACUAUAGGGAGAAAGCCUCAACGCCUUAGGUUAGUCCCUUCAACUAAACUAUUAGAAAGAAAACCUUUGUCUUUGAGAAGCUCUGACGAAAAUGAGUAGAAGCAGCUGCGUUUGUAGUAAGUCAAUCUAAUAUCUCUGCGAAACUUUUUCUUCAAUGGGAUGCGCACCCUUCGACGUGUAGCGAAUGUAACUAGUCAUCGUCUACACCUAUGUAUGUUGGAGAAUCCAUAUUUUCAUCAGACCGAGAAACAAAGCUACAUCGUUUCGUAUGAACCCUUUCAGCAUCCGCUUCGUUCCCAGUUUGCGCGGUUAAAGCUGUUGAUGAAGAAUCAAUAGCAGAGGAGGACCUGCCCUACAUUUCGCGUGUCAUGCCUCCUUCAGAACAAAAUGUCAAAGCGUCGCCGAAACAAGUUGGCGAUGGCGCUGGUGAUGGGGGAGUCGGGGAAGAAAAACGUGGGACGAGUGAGGAAAAUAAUAUAUUUAACGAGCCCGCUACUGGAGGAACAAGUGUCGAUGUCGAAAAGCGAAUUAGUGAGGCUGUCGAAAAGCGUAGUGGGAGUAGAGAUGCGGCUACAUUUUCGAAAAACUCUAGCAGCAAUGCGCGAGCAAGUAAAGUCUCUAGAAGCAGUCGGGAGGAGAGUAAAGCCGUAUCCAGUUCCAGGGACCAGAAAAAAUCCCCCGCCUGGGCUGAAGAUGAAUCGAAGAAAGGCGAUUUGUCACCUUCAAAACUACGCGAAUAUCCAGGAAACACACACGACAAGUGCGCUCCUCCAGUGCACAAUGACCCGGAGCAUUGGGACGAAACACCUGCGGAGGAGGAACUUAUGAUUCAAGAUAAGUACUUCUUUGAUGAAUGACACAAGAAAGGGUAAAAAAGAACUUAUGUAUGAUAUUCAAGAUUCUUCUUUGAAAGCGUCCUCCUUGGAGCGAUCUGCCGGAGUGGUGCUGUCACCUUGAUGUGACGGCGAAAUCGAGGCAUCCUAUCCUAUCCUAUCCUAAUCUAUCCUUUGAAACAUGACAAAAAGAGUAAAGAACUUAUUUUUUUUUAUUUUCAUCUGGGAUUCAAAUUCAAUCUUCUAGUUCUUGGUUACAGUUUAAACAAACCUUGCGUAAAAGCCUUCCUUUCUUUUCAUAGAAUCCUACGUGGAUGAGGCGCAAGACGCGCAGAGUAAUAAAGACCAGUGCACUCCUGGUACCGGGGCUACGCCAGGGUUUUUUUUGCCUUCGGGUGAAAGUGGAGAAACACCUGCCAAUUGGUGUCACACGCCACAUGACCAAAGCCACACUUAAGGCUUGAACAAAUCCAUCCUUCUCGGCAUUUUGGCCCCAUUUUGAAGGGGAAAAGGGAAGCGAGAUGCUGAGCGAGAUGGAUUUAGGCAAGUUGAGGUCUAACACACUCCGGGAGAUGCCCACACGCACAGUUGGCACACGCCGGCUUCUGUUACGCGUCUUGUAGCUAAUCCACAUCCAUCUUUAGAUAGAUAAUAGAUCUUGGAGCUGGUAAUUCCCAUAGACGAGAUAGUAGAUCUUAGUAAUUCCCAUAGAUCUUGGAGCUUGAGAUAGUAGAUCUUAGUAAUUCCCAUAGAUCUUGGAGCUUGAGAUAGUAGAUCUUAUGAAUUCCCAUUGAGAGGAAAAGGACAGGAGCUUUAAGAUGAACAGCCUCAAAAUGGGUGAUUCGGUUUCGGGUGAGCUAGCUCUAAUAUUGGUGGAGGGGGAGUAGAAUUUUCCGAGAACAAAUACACGACGACCCCGGCGCUAACGCCUGGUAGCAGCGGCGCCAACGUCAGUGGCGCAGCGGUGGUGGCAGAUGAUGUUAAGGCUUACAGUAAUUUAUCUUGGGAGGCAUCUUUGGCCCCUUUUUUAAGGGGGACAGACGUCGAGGAUGCUUUCCAAGAUGAAUAUACGAAAGGUCUAACGAUGAUGGAGGAGUGGACGACAUGAGCAGUAUGCAGGACGAACCCAGUGAAGCGCCCCAAGUAUUAAGGCUCAUCGUAAUUUUUCAUAUCCACGUCCACAGAGGAUCCAUCUCUUUUAGAGUAUGGGCUGCUUAGGAUAUGAAUUAUUGUGAGCUCUAAAAAUAGUAAACGUGGAAGAGCACGACAGUCAAGCAGGAGACACCGAAAAAGAUCCCGACGAGGAUGCUCAACUCUUCUAUGGAAAGAAAAUUUUGGAAUUGGAAUGAAAUUAUAGAUAGGAUGAAUCCUUACUAAUGCCAAUCAUGGUUGUGAAAAGUAACACUUUGCUGCUUGUACUGCUUUUCUUAGUGAUUUAUUAUAGCAAACGCUGACUCAUCAAAUUCCGAUGGUUCAUAGCAGAAAAUGACGUCGAGGUGGGAACUAGAACUACGAAGAACAAGAAAGAUUGGAUAAGACAUUUCUUCUCCACAACCGUUUUUCAUGUUCGGGGAAGGAAAGAGAUCGACGCGGAUCUCCGUAGUCGUGGAACAGGGCGCGCGGGCAGCUUGCGAUCCCAUCAAAAGGCAGGCUCUGCUGCUGCUGCUGCUGCGUCCGGUGCUGUGCGCAGUCGAGCGCAAUCCACUAAGGACCCGCUGGCGCCUAUUGUCCGGUACCCGCAGCUUCUUUCUCACAAAGCGAAACCCGACGUGAAGAAAAAAUGGAUACCGCAAAGCAUUGGCUACGCCAAAAAAUACCUCCCAGACCUGCAACAAGCCUGUAUUAGUUACGGGUUACUUAAUAACCGAUCACACUUAAUACAUUUACAUAAGCCUGUAUUAGUUACGGUUUACCCGAAUACUCAAAACAAGCGAGUAAGUAACACAAUAACCGAGUAUCUGAGAAUAUUCCCUAGCAUACUCGGUUACUUCAGUUUUUCGAUUACUUAAUAACCGGCCACAUUUAACGCAUUUACAUAUGCCUGCACUAGUUAAGGGCUAGUACGUAUAAUAACCAAUCACACUCAGCUAGAUUAGCGGGUAGAAGUCGUCAGGGAAAUCUUAGGCAGGUUGCUGAAUAGAUUCACGCCAUCAAUAGCCGGCUGCACUUGAUACAUGUACAUCCUCCACAAGAAGAACCACCCACCCUCACUCUUUUGCUAGUGGGAUGAAUGUCAUGGGGAUGAUCAUGUUCUGAAGAAUGUGAUGCGGCAACCUUUAACUUAUUCCCGACGAGCUUUACAGAGCAGAUCAGUUCCCGGAUGAACAUACGUGUAAAGUCGUCGGCUGUUUCGUUCGCUGGGAUUCGCAUAAAAAAAUGCGUUUAAGAUUUGCUCUUAAAGUGAGUACUACCUUGUGGAAGAUCUCUUUCUAGCUCCAGUUGGAAGUGAUGUGAUGUUGCAUCUUUACAUGUGCAUAUUGUUGCUCUAGAGAAGUGAAAUUCUUUUUUUUGUCUAAGGUCUACCUGAUGCAUAUUGUAGUAUGGUCCAAGAAUGAAAAAGAGAAACAACAAGUGCAUUACUCACCUAGACCAUCUUAAGCGUAAGUAGCAAAAUCAUUUAGUGAGCAGGCCUGAUCCUUUUUCAUUUGUGGAUGGGGUAACCCGGGCACCUGGUGGAAGAGCGUGCCCUAGCCUGAUUACGAAAAUCGAAUCCGCUGGCCAGGUAGUGGGACAAGACGUCCGCGAAUUCGUAAUCACAAGUCAGGAGGGAUCCGUAUGGAAAACCGGGGUCAUUUACAACAACAAGUACUAUUAUAGCUUAGGGCUAUCGUAGAGCUGAUGUAUCGUUACCUCAAGUUGGGCCUGCUAGUAGUAUUGUAGUUGUUCUUUCUAAUACAGCAUGAAUGGCUACGUCUGUAAUGGCAUAUAAUCUUUUUUAAUAAUGCAUCCAUGAACCUAAACCUUCGAUUCAGUCGUUUGAGGUUGUCCUCUAUUCAUCUUCAUGCUGCGAAAUUUAUUAUAGUAUGUCGUGUGAAAGAUUCUUCUUUCUAAAGUAACUGCUUUAAUUGUUCAAGGUUAGGUACUAGUCGCCACCCACAAAAUCCAAAUCGUGAAAUCCUAGGUGCUACCAUAAGUUGUGCCGCGGCAUGGCCAAGACUGGAACCUGUGACAAGCUGGGGUGCCCCGACCUGCACAAAUUACCGGAGCAGGCACGAAGUCUGGGGUUCCAGAUUGUGCGCAAGUUUUUCGUCGGCGACAAGAAAAGUUCGAACAACGAUAAUAACGUUAAGGCUACAAAAAUAUAUCCAUCUUCCCAAGCAUCCUGUUCCCGUUUCUCAAGGGAAAACGGGCUCCAAGAUGGUCAACAAGAUGGAUCUCAUCAAGGUCUAAUAACGAUGAUGAUCGGGAGCGUAAGUGGUGCAAAAAUGACGAGGGCGUGUGGGAAUACUGGAGUUAUCGUAUCGAUAAGGAGAGCGGCGAAAAACUGGACUGGAGGCAGGAGGAGGACAAGCUUAUGAUUACAGGCGGAAUCAUUUGGCCGUCGCCGUAAGUAAGUGAAAUACUGAAGAAAUGAUAGGAUAGCUCGAGCAAACCUACCCUCUUUUUCUGCACGACAAGAUACUUACAGAUGUGUUAUUGCUUUUUUGAGUUGUAUUUGAAACUUUUUUCCAUCCCCUAUCGCAUUUGUAGUUCAAUUUGUGUCGGUACGGAGAGAUGAUUCUGUCCUCUUUCCUUGAGAAGUUCUAUUAAAAACUCAUGCGCUUUGACCUGCGACAUGGAUUUCCUCUAGAAGUACUUUGUCUACUAGAGCUAAUUUUUGUUUUUCUAACGAAGAGUGGGGUACCGCAGAUAAGAAGGACACCAAAUGGAACAAGGACAGUAACUUUUGGAAUGGUAUGGCCAUCGCAGUUGCAUCCUCAACGUCAUCCCUGACUCCUUUUCUACUUCUUGACUACUUUUCUACUACUACUUCUUGCCUACUUACUACUAGCCAGGGAUGCGCUCAGGGGCGAUGCGCCUGCGGUAGGUCUAAGAAUGGCAAGAGUGGAAAGUACGAGUGGAAGGACAACACUCGUAAAGACUGGGACGACAGAAAGCUAGCAGGCACACAGAGUAACAGGAGCCAAGCUGGCGAGCUAAGUCCUGAGCAGAUCGAAGAAGGUAUCAACGAUUAGGGCUCAAUACAAAUAAAAGGCUAAGACAAAGAAACUUCAGUCUAACAUUAUUAUUCCAGGCUUGACCGUGCAGGACGAGGUCUCUGCUGUUUCCCACCUACACCUAUACACAGAUACGGAGACCUGCUGUUUCACAUUUACACUUAUGCAUAGCUAUCGAUGUUUAUCUUUUUCCCCGAGCUCUCUCUCUCUCUCUAAUGGAAGGCAGUGAAGAAGUGCGAGUACGAAUCGUAUGACGACUUUCUACUGGUGGGUUACGUACCGGAAGUAGAAGACCAGGAUGAAGUAGCGUCCAAAGCUCGGAAUUCACCCGCACGAAGUUUGCCACCAUCUGUUGUACUCAACGAUGUCAAGUCGAGAAAGCGCAAGAUGAGCGAGGACUAUCAUGUUACGGCUAUGCAGGUGAUGAAUUAUUGGUCUAAAGCUGAAUAUGGGAUUUUUUUUCUGUUGAAGAAGACUAGUUUACUAUCCACAUUGUACUCGGUAUUGGCUGAAUAACAUGGGUAGGACACAUUCCACGUCUGAAAGCCACACAGAUUGAAAAGGAAACUUGCUAAUUUAUUCUGCUCAAGAGUAAGACCAGUUUCGUUUUACACCAUCAUGAAUCUCGAGCGACAAAAGCAGGAAGAUGUAGCGUUACCUAGUACUAAAAAUAAUUUUACACCUAAGUAGUAGUACGUAUGUAUGAGAUUGCAGUAGGUGUUUUUUUGCAAAAGGAGUCAAGUUUCAGCUAUGAUGCUAUGUGUCUCACUACUAGUGGUAUAAGAAGACCACCAGAGACCACGCGUGAUGAUGAUCAGCUAUGUAACAUCAUAGCUCUUCCAACAUAAUGUGGAUGGACUAGACGCCGAUUAAUCAAAGGACUAAACUAUCCUUGCUACUCAGCUAUGUAACAUUAUAGUUGUUCCAACACAAAUAUGAGCUAGCUCCUCUAAGGCCGACGCAGCGUCAAAGCAUGGAGGCAUCACGCCGGAUGACUUGGCUCACUUGCAAGAAAACAAAGGGUACACGUUAGAAUACUGGCAGAAAAUUAAGACUCAAGAUAAUUCAAGGGUCUUUUUUUUGUAGUGCUGACUAGAGCGAUCUCCUCUUAACACAUGCUUUGUAGUGCCAUGCAUGCCUAUCCGAAAGGGAAGAGCUUGAAAGGGAAGGGGUGACUGUCCUCAGUUUCCUUCUUGGGAAUCUGAAGAACUGAACUGCAGAAAGGAAUUGCUUUGAGCUCUAAGAAAAGUGUUGUCAAUGGUGUCGAAGAGCGCAUCGACUGGAUGGAGCCGUUUGUUAUGAUGAUGUCCAGACGAGCAUGAGAAAUUGAUUUUGAAUUCGAUUUCUUCUAAGCAAUUUGUUGCUCGUGGUCCUUUCGAUCAUGCAUAUCUCGCCGUUUGUUCUCAAGAAAUAUAGCGAGCAUUUGAUUUAUUUCAAACAAGGAUGAAAUGCAUAGUGUUUUUAUUGAGCGCGCAUGUCGAGCAUAGUAAGUUUAAAGGAAUGAAUUCACAAUGAAAUGUCAGUGAGAAUGAAAGCGCUAAUAUUCGUCACAGUGGCAAUCCGCAAGAUGGGCACGGGCAGGCAGCGCUGAACAAAGGGAUCAACGGCAGCGUUCGCGGUAGUCCGUCAAAGCACGACGACGAUGCGUCUUCGAAACGGUCUGGGAAAAUCGUCGCGGCCUCCUCCGAAGCGGGCAGCAGAUUGCUAGCAGCAGGUGGUGUCGCAGCAGGAAACAGACGCGCGAAGCAUGCAGAGGCUAAGGCUUCAUCCAACAAUUCUUGAUAUUCAAAUCUCAACUAGAGGCAUCAUAGAAUGAAAAUUGACAGAGUAAGAACUAUUGGUUGUCAACGGGAUGAAGAAAGUCCUAAGAGGUCACAGAAGUAGAUGCAUGCGCUCCUCCAGCAAGGCGUUUAAGAACAUGUUAGGGAACCUACCACAUCUACAAGCUCUAAUAAAUGCUGGCUGCGCGUGGAUCUUACUGUAUUUGAGCUAGAUAGAUCGAUCGAAGCAAGGCUCCAGAAGGAAGCUGAGGCAGCAGCAAUGAAAGAGAAGCAUCGAUACGCAAUCGCCCAGGUCAUCGGCAUUGCGCGAUUUCCACAGAAGUACCAGUUCUGCACGAAAAAUGGACACGUUUUCAAAACCGACAUGAUGGUACUAGAAAUAGAUGAUUAUUACAAGGGGAAUGGUAGUCCUCGACCUAGAUAGAAGUCCACCGCUCGGGCUCUAAUGAUUAUGUAAGCGUUCUGAGGUUCAUUAGCCCUUGUCUUUUUACUCCCUUCACGACAUAGAUAUGAAGUUUUGGUGCAGCUACUAGCUACGAUACUAGAGGGGAAAAACUGCCAGCUAGCGUCGGUCUGAGGCUUCUUAUUCGUAGUGUUCACCAAUUGUCCGAAUUGCGUACAACAAGUUUUUCAUGUCCAGGCAGCUUUGCUCAAAGAAAUUUAAUUACUUUCAAAUAGGCACCAUUAGCAUUAGUUUUCCUUCAUACUCUUUCUCAAGAGUCAGUUUCUUGAUGUUGACAAUGAAAAUUCUCCUGUACUACAUCAUGCACAUCUGGAAAAGCACCUAACAAAAAGGUUCGUCUCUAUCGUGGGUUAUGGACGCCAGCGGAAAACUUCGAUAAGCCAGAAGCUGACAUGAUAGGAUGGACAAAAGAGAGGAAAAGAGAUGCGAAAACGCGUUUCAAGAAUGUCACUCUGUGCGAGUUGGAAGCCGAUACGAAUCUCACUGAAGAAGAAGUCGCGAAUAUGCUCACGGUAUCGAUAAUGAACCUAGUAGAAUUUUACGUACUUAGUUGUAGUUUGUACACUUAUGAAAAAAAAGAAUCUUAGGCACAUUGCCGGAUAGAUUAAAGUCAUCAGUUGUAGUAUGAACAUCGCAGCAUAACUUCUUCGUUGCCGCUUUGAUACUCAAUCCUAAGUAAUACUUUCUCAUCCAAAUAAGAACAAAUCUAAACUCGAACUGCAAACUAAACUCGAUCGAAAGAACAAAACUAAACCGCAGAUCGAGUGGUGCAAUGAGGGACAGGAACCGUUCGAUGACAAGAUGGACUGUUGGCCAAUUUUCGACCAAAAGCUAGCCAAAGCGAAACAAUCAAUCCAAUUUGUACGAGACUUCGUCUUUGAUGACCAGAUCCUGAAAAGUAUGUUACAGGGUCAUCGCUUGCAGAGUGGGAGCGUGCGCAAGCGGGAGCUAGAAAGCGUACUAUAAUACUAUACGAUUUCAAUCUUAGUACAACUUCUUCAGAAAUAAGCUUUUGAUGAAGAUGAUGCAUGAAGAUAUAUUUGUACCACCUAUAUUACCACGCAGAGCGCGAGCACUCGUCUUGUUGCUAGAGGAAUUACACCCGUGUGUGUCCUGAUGCAUGAAAGAUUCUCGUCAAUAGAUGCGGACUCAAGAAGAUUUCCCUCGAUCAUUCCUGAAAGUCAAGAUGAAGAUCUCUUAGAAAUGUGAUGAAUAACGUUCUAUGUAAAUGUAUUUUCUUUGCCGCCACCACAGGAAAUCGUUGCCUUGCAGUCUCAGUUGUCGGCUGAGGGCACGAGCGCGAAUCGGAUGACGGAAAUCAGACGGGAGCUUGACGAGUGCAAUGAAGAGCUGAAAGCGAGCUAUGAGAGUGUCGCGAAAAAUCGGCAACACUUUGAGAAAGACGCGCGCAUGCUGGCUAUAGUGAACGUGAAUGCCCGUGUCGAGGAGCUGCAGAACGAUCUAGAUCAUCGCCGUGCGGAGCGUGAGCGCAAGCUGGACCUGCGGCGACGUCGCGGUGGCCGCGGGGGGGCUGCGAGUCCAGCCCGCAGUGCGCCCGGGAGUCCGGGCGCCGGAAGUCCCAUCGUGAGUCCCACCGGGAGCCCGCGUAGAGGCCCAGCGAGCCCCGGGGGAAGUCCCCGGAAUACUGCGCACCGGCAGCCAGAAAAAGACAAAUACUUGAACCCCUUCGCGCGAAAAGAGUGUGUGCCGCGGCACAUGUGGGACGUCGAAAGCUGUCAUAAGCACGUGCGAGCGAUCGAACUGAGGAAACAGGGCAUUGAUCCGGCUGCGGCCGUCAAGGCUGCUGCUGCCGCGGUGAAGAAGAGUAGCUCCAAGAAACAUGCGAGUUCCAAAAAAAUAUCUGAACGCAAAACUUCGAAUCCAGCACCUGCGGACGUAUUAACUUCUACUAUAGGUGUUUGUAAGCUAGUCUGCUUCCUCGGUUGUUCGGAUAAUCUUAGUCCCUAUUGCCAAUCUUAUGUGUAAGAUAUAUAGUUUUUCUUGUCCUCUUGUUCCAAGUAGAGAAGCGGGAAAAAGUACUUGAUCGGAAGAUCCUUCCGUGACUUUUUGACAAUCUCCCAUAAUGAUCUUAGUUAAUCCUUCGCCCUCGGUCAUGUCGACUUCAUCAUGAUUUUUGAACAUGUUCCCCCUGCUCUCCUCUUUGUUGGACUCACGACCCCCAGAAUGCGUCAACCACUACUACUACUAUUGAUCGAUUUGAUGAACUAUUACUGAUCAAUAUUGCUUGGAAAAACCUCAUCAUCAUCAUGGGCAUAGGCAAUUUUUUUUUUGUUCGACUAAUCAACCCUAGCCUGUGAAGUAGGUCUAUUUAACUAGCUAGUUAACUAGGUAUGUUGAUAUCUGCAGAACCAGGCGGUUCUGCAGAUCCGAUCAUUCACAUUUCUCACGAUUCAAGCCUUCACAUCGUUCAGAUCAGCCGGACCUUUUCUUGACCUGUCGCCAGACCAGUCCACUUGCCACUACACCAGCUGCCUGCCAGCAGCUGCCUCAACUUAAACUAGCUAGUUAACUACGUAUCUACCUAUCCUAUACUUAGCCCUACUUAACUGCCAUAGUAAAAUUUUUUUUUUUUGCCUGUGCCCAUGAUGAUGAUGAGGUUUUUCCAAGCAAUAAUCAAAUGUGUCAACCGCUACUGAUGACAAAAGGUAUCUACGGCCGGCGGCGCAAAUGGCUUAGAUAAAAUGAUGAUGGAUGAUCUGGAUGACGUUUUUGGCGACGGAUUUGCUCUCGGGCAGCAGGCGACGCUCGCUGAUACGCAAGCAGCGACGCAGGCUGCUACACAGGCGGCAGAGGACGUCUCAGCCACAGCUGGUGUCGGUGGGAGUUCAAAAGCUGCUUCGUCCUCUCCUUCGAACGGCUCCAUGAGUGCUCAUGGUGAGAACAACAAGAGCAAAAGCUCAGACACUACUUCUACUCGAAAGACGGUGUUAGAUUAAGGCUCCACACAAUUCACUUCUACAUCAAGUCAUUUCUCACUUGUUCCGUUUUAUUGGGAGAUGAAAUGCAGGUAACAAAAAGUGAAUUUUUUGCGCUCUAAUUUGAGGACUCUAGCGGAGAGACGGACGGGCCACCCGCGAAGAGAAGAAUGCAAGGAAGGCAGAAAGUCUUCUCGGACAUGGAGACCGGCGAACCACAGCCGUCGCAUCCUAUGCUGCAGUUUUUUUCCCCAGAACAAUUCAUGCAAAUCGUUCAAGAUUCGAUGAAAUUCGGAGGGCCACCGUCGACUACUACAAUGUCUACUACAACAAUGUCCUCUAGUACCUCGAGGAGCAGUAACCCUAGAGGACUGGAGAAACAGGAAAGCACAGAAGCGGAACAAAAACCUCCAACAUCUCCAAAACAGCAAUCUACUACCACCACAACGAGUUCUUCAAAGUCUACUUCUGGUGCAAAUCUUUUUGUCGAACAGGAAGAUAACAAGGGAGCUUCAAAGAGUCUUUCCUCCAGUCCGACCGGUACAUCUACGGCUGCGCUAGGAGCUUCCUCAAAUAACCCUUCUUCACGUGGGGGUUCGGAACGCAGCUCACCUGACCUUGUCACAGAUCCUGCUAUCGACGGCGGAGAAGGUGAAGGACCGAUCGAUGGGACUACUGGCACUGGCCCUGGCGAUGCAACCGCGAGCAACAAAAUGGAUGACGUGGUUGGUGAAGAUCAAGAUCCUCUCAUCGCAGAAGAAGACGACGAGGAGGAAGAUAUCUUGGACAUUGACGCGAUGCGCACGCCUGGUUUUCACCAGGGUCAUUUGCUCCAUAAAAUGACAGGCGCAUCGGCGAUCGCAGGAUACACAUCGGGCGGCGGAGCGAUCACCCCAGGUGAUAGCCUCACGCCUGGUGGCGUCUUCGGUGGUGGUUACACUCCUGGCGGAUACACGCCCGGCGGUGGUUACACUCCUGGUGGUUUGCUGGGUCCGUUGUCGGCCAUCCCGGAGAGCGAAGCGGCGAACACACCAGCGGCAGGUAACGUGACCCCAGGUCUUGAGGCGGCCGGAGCUGCAGCACAAACGCGUUUGGGACGUGCGCCUGCGGUGGGAGGGUCGGUUUUGACGAAUUUUAUGAUGCAGCAAGAGCAGAGUGCAACCCCGUCAGGUGGAGUCAACAAGCCACAACAAGAACAAAGUGCUAUAAAUGCUGCCGCAGGAGAAAGCUCAUUAGCGGGAGAGUUGGAUACAGCACUAGGGUCAAAAGCAGAAGUAGAAGCGCCAAAGCAGCCCCAGUUUAGUCUGUCAGAACUCCUCGCCGCAAACAAAAAAGGCAUCGACCUAUCAAGUUUUGUUCAAUCACCAAGUGCAAGGGGUGAUUUGGAGUGAUGCUAUUACGAUUUUUGCAGUACUUUUACUUCACAGAAUUUUCAAAAGAUACAUACAAAAAGAGGAAACUAAAACACGCAAAGAGCGGAUCUUUUUGCCGCACCAAAAAUGCAGUCCUUAGAAGGGAUAAACUUAACAUGCAAACUAUGUAAUUUUUUACCCAUUUAGAUACGCCUUUCCAGCGAGUUCUCACGCAGAAUGAGACAGCUUCGUCAUAGUAAAUUAGCAGAAGAGGAUUACUUAGACAUGUAAAAAACUACUUGUUCUUGGGAUUGGGAGUCAAGAGGGUAGGUUCUUCGCUUUGUUUUCUAUUUUUCUCGCGCGCUUUGGUUUAGUCUUAACAACCGCGUGGUGCUUGCAUGCGCAUGGGAAGAAGAAUCGCAAUUUAUGCAAUCUGGGAAAUCAAAAUGAUUACUUCGUAUCUUAAAGAUUAACAACAAGAUGGCAGAAAAAUGAGAAAUUGUUAAAACCAUUCUUGAAGAAAUCUUUAAGUUUAACUUCAUUUCUUGGGGUAUUAAUGUAAAUAAUCUAAGCGUACGAAAAAUGAUUUCUUUUGUAGGAGUCACAGUCGGCGUGGGAACAAAGACCGUUGAUAAAGAUUGCCGCCGUGAAGCUCUGAAGCUUCCCCUGGCUUUCUCCGGGACUUUGCAUCCAUAAAGUUGUGAACAAAAAGGACGUCGAACAAAUGACGCUGGCACGACAGUCUAACAGAAUGACAAUUAUCUUCAUGAUGCAUAAGAGCCACUAUAUCUAUAGUUUACCUAGAGUAAUGCCUCUGUACUCAAGCAACACUAGUAGGGCCACUAGUUUGAUAGUGCUGGCCGCUUGCCGAGAAACUCCCAUGGAGUUGUCCUCCUUGUUCCUUGUCUGCCACCUGUGAAGCGCCAGUGCACACGGAUCUCUGUGAUGAGGUAGCUGGGCUCACACGCUCUACUGCAAGCGCAUAAAAAGGUGUUUCUGUCUCUCUGUUACCGCGAAGUAACCUCAAGUUCGGUUGACUCCUGUGGGUGACUCCUGUGAUCUCCUGUGGCUACAUCACGAUCAGGGAAGCAAGACUAUCAAGUUGGCAGCCUUUUAUGAUAACAGGCAACUCUGUUUUUGCUGCUGCGACCUGGU
Amoebophrya sp. A25 is the source of this 15213-nucleotide messenger RNA. NCBI's taxonomy places the organism in Eukaryota, Dinophyceae, Syndiniales, Amoebophryaceae. The record is from the annotation of a GenBank genome assembly.